AGACGGGCGGGAGCCGGGGCCCCCGCUCGCCGCCCAUUGUCUGCGCCCUGACCGGUGCGCCCUGGUGCCACAGUGCGACCCCGCGGGGCAGCCUCCCUCUCGUCACUGGAGCCAGCGCCGCAACUAUAAGAGGCGGUGCCGCCCGCCCGUGGCCCGUCUCAGCCCACCAGCCGGGACCGCGAGCCAUGCUGCCGGCCGCCCGCCUCCAGGGUCCUUAAAGCCAGACUGCGCCAACUUUGGCCACUGCCGCGUCCCGCCCCGCCGUCGCGGGCAGCCGCCUAAGCCGCCGCAACUGCAAGCAACAGCGUGGGCAAAACCAGGCAGGCCAUGGGGCGCUGGGCGCUGCUGCCCGGCUGCGUUUCUGCUGCGCUGCUCCUGGCGCUGGCCGCUUUACCCGCAGCUCUGACCGCCAACAGCAGUGGCCGAUGGUGGGGCAUCGUGAACGUGGCUUCCUCAACGAACCUGCUGACCGACUCCAAGAGUCUGCAGCUGGUGCUCGAACCCAGUUUGCAGCUGCUGAGCCGCAAACAGCGGCGACUGAUCCGCCAGAACCCGGGCAUCCUGCACAGCGUGAGCGGGGGACUGCAGAGUGCCGUCCGAGAGUGCAAGUGGCAGUUCCGGAACCGCCGCUGGAACUGCCCCACUGCCCCGGGGCCCCACCUCUUCGGCAAGAUCGUCAACCGAGGUUGUCGGGAAACGGCCUUUAUCUUUGCUAUCACCUCGGCCGGGGUCACCCACUCUGUGGCGCGCUCCUGCUCCGAGGGCUCCAUUGAGUCCUGCACCUGUGACUACCGGCGGCGCGGCCCCGGGGGGCCCGACUGGCACUGGGGCGGCUGCAGUGACAACAUCGACUUCGGCCGUCUCUUCGGCCGGGAGUUCGUGGACUCCGGAGAGAAGGGGCGGGACCUGCGCUUCCUCGUGAAUCUACACAACAACGAGGCGGGCCGCACAACGGUGUUCUCCGAGAUGCGCCAGGAGUGCAAGUGUCACGGGAUGUCCGGCUCGUGCACGGUGCGCACGUGCUGGAUGAGGCUGCCCACGCUGCGCGCCGUGGGCGACGUGCUGCGCGACCGCUUCGACGGUGCCUCGCGGGUGCUCUACAGCAAUCGCGGCAGCAACCGCGCCUCGCGGGCGGAGCUGCUGCGCCUCGAGCCCGAGGACCCCGCGCACAAGCCGCCCUCGCCGCACGACCUGGUCUACUUUGAGAAGUCGCCCAACUUCUGCACGUACAGCGGACGCCUGGGCACCGCGGGCACCGCAGGGCGCGCGUGCAACAGCUCGUCGCCCGCUCUGGACGGCUGCGAACUGCUCUGCUGUGGCCGGGGCCACCGCACGCGCACGCAGAGCGUCACUGAGCGUUGCAACUGCACCUUCCACUGGUGCUGCCACGUCAGCUGCCGCAACUGCACGCACACGCGCGUGCUGCACGAGUGUCUGUGAGGCGCCGCGCGCGCCCCCCGGGCACGCUCCCCUCCCGCGCCCCAAGGCUGACUCGCUGGGAGGCGCCCCACCUGCUACCUCCCGCCAUUCACGCCACACCUCUCUCACCUCCUCCUUCCUGGGGGCUCCUUCAACCACUUGCCUGGGGCGGCGCGCAUCCUCUCCUCUGGCCUUCCCGAGGGACCCGCCCCGGACCUACCUCCUCCCUCCCUGUCCGCGGGAUACUCC
Ochotona curzoniae (black-lipped pika) is the source of this 1668-nucleotide messenger RNA. It is a transcript of the gene WNT1, whose product is annotated as Wnt family member 1. Gene Ontology annotation, biological process: cell fate commitment; multicellular organism development; neuron differentiation. The record is from RefSeq and is a predicted model, not a curated record. Gene Ontology annotation, cellular component: extracellular region. Bases 328 to 1440 code for a protein of 370 amino acids. Gene Ontology annotation, molecular function: cytokine activity; frizzled binding. The transcript has 4 exons. Lineage: Eukaryota; Metazoa; Chordata; Mammalia; Lagomorpha; Ochotonidae.